Pangasianodon hypophthalmus (striped catfish) is the source of this 5737-nucleotide messenger RNA. RefSeq names its product contactin associated protein family member 5a (gene cntnap5a). The record is from RefSeq and is a predicted model, not a curated record. The transcript has 24 exons. Lineage: Eukaryota; Metazoa; Chordata; Actinopteri; Siluriformes; Pangasiidae. The coding region runs from base 354 to 4277 and encodes 1307 amino acids.
AGUGUGUGUGUGUGUAUGUGUGUGUGAGAGACAGAGAGAGAGAGAGAGACAGUGUGUGCGCGUGAGAGAGAGAGAGAGAGAGAGAGAUGCGCGCAGGGAGAGCCGCGUGGCUUUAAGAGCGUCUGUUUUCCCCUCUCUCUGAGCAUUUCCUCUCACCGGCUGCAGACUACAGAGCUGUCAGAGCUCACAUCUGCUCUCACGCCACUGAUCUCACAUCACUGAUCUCACAUCACUCAUCUGCCCUCAGCGCACAGAGGCUCUCGGUGUCGGAGCGGAAACACUUCGGCUGCGCGCUUCGGAAAUAAAUCCCGUUUCGGUCUCGGAUUCGGAUUUACCGGAGCUUUUACGCGGCCAUGGAGUUACAGAAGUGGCGGUGUUGCGCGCUCGGUGCGUCUCUGCUCGCCGUGUUCAGCUCAGCCAUGGCUGCCGUUCACUAUAGCUGCGAUGGAUCACUAGCAUCUGGACUGCCUGCGGCCUCUUUCCAGAGUUCUUCACAUUUUUCAGAAAGUCGGGCCGCUAACUUCGCCAAGCUGAACAGAAGAGAUGGAGGUGGUGGGUGGAGCCCACUGUUGACAGACAGGUCACCGUGGCUGCAGUUGGACCUCAGGGCGCGCAUGGAGGUGACGGCUGUAGCCACGCAGGGCCGCCAUGGCAGCCAUGACUGGAUCAGCAGCUACACACUUCUCUACAGCGACAGCGGGAGUGUGUGGAAGCAGUACAGGAACGAGGACAGGGUUGCGAGAUUGGUGGGGAACAUGAAUUCCGACAGUGCAGUCUAUCACAAACUCAGCCAACCCAUUCGAACCCGAUUUCUGAAAUUUGUUCCUCUCGAAUGGAACCCCAGUGGCAGAAUUGGGCUCAGGAUCGACGUCUACGGCUGCGCAUACAAAUCAUAUGUGGCGGAUUUUGAUGGCAGAAGCUCUCUGCUGUACCGGUUUAACCAGAAGUCCAUGAGCACGGUGAAGGAUGUGAUCUCGCUGCGCUUUAAGAGCCGACAAACGGAGGGCGUUCUGCUGCACGGGGAGGGCCAGAGAGGAGAUUAUAUCACACUGGAGCUACACCGAGGGAGACUAGCUUUACACCUCAACCUUGAUGAUACCCGGGUCAGGUCAAGCAGCGGCCGUAUGGUGGUCACACUGGGCAGUCUGCUCGAUGACCAGCACUGGCACUCGGUGCUCAUCGAGCGCUUUAACAAGCAGGUCAACUUCACCUUGGACCGACACACACAGCACUUCAGGACCAAAGGGGACGGAGACUCUCUGGAGGUUGACUAUGAGCUCAGCUUCGGUGGGAUCCCACUCCCGGGAAAGCCUGGAACGUUCCUCAGACGGAACUUUCACGGCUGUGUGGAGAAUCUCUACUACAACGGGGUGAACGUCAUCGAUCUCGCCAAGCGACGCAAGCCUCAGAUAUACACUGUGGGAAAUGUGACCUUUUCAUGCUCAGAGCCGCAGCUGGUGGCCGUUACCUUCCUGAGCUCGAGCAGCAGCUUCCUGUCCUUUCCAGCUCCUGCGCUCUCUCCAGACGGGCUCUCGGUCCGCCUGCAGUUCCGAACCUGGAAUCCCGAUGGCCUGCUGCUGUCCAGUCGGCUGGCGUCGGACCCGGAACAGCAUUACCUCUUACUGCACAUCAGCAGCGGUCGUCUCCGCCUCACGCACCACACCUCCGACCUUAAAACCCUGGAAGUGUCCAUUGGGCAAAGGGUGAAUGAUGGUCUCUGGCACUCGGUGAGCCUCAGCACCAGAGGUCUGCAGAUCAUCAUGACGCUGGAUAACGAGCCAGCUUCCACCAUUCAGCUAGAGGACUACCUGGAACCAAGAGACAGUUACUACUUUGGGGGUUGUCCGGUGUCUCAAAAUGGCUCUGGCUGUAUGAACACUGUAAUGGCCUUCCAGGGGUGCAUGCGCCUCAUCCUCAUCAACAACCAACCUGUGGACUUCAUGCACAUCCAGCAAGGGAUUGUGGGAAGCUGGAAUCAAAUAGAGUUCGACAUCUGUGGCAUUCAGGACAGAUGUCUCCCUAAUUUCUGUGAAAACGGCGGCCGCUGCUCUCAGACGUGGUCCUCUUUCUACUGUGACUGCGCAGGCACGGGAUACAGUGGUGCAACGUGCCAUAACUCUAUCUAUGAAGCCUCAUGCGAGGCCUACAGGCUUGCAGGAAGCACCUCAGGCUACUUCUCUGUUGAUCCUGAUGGGAGCGGCCCUCUGGGUCCAAUUCAGGUCUACUGCAAUAUGACAGAGGACAAAGUAUGGACCGUGGUCCAUCACAACAGCAGUGAUCCAGUCCGAGUCCAGGGAUCGACACCAGAGAAACCCCACAAAGCGCACUUUGACUACGGUGCCUCGCCGGAUCAACUCCGAGCCCUCGUGUCGCAGUCGGAAUACUGCCAACAGACCCUGACCUAUCAGUGCAGGCGAUCUCGACUCUUCAACACAUGGGAUGGUGCUCCCUUGUCCUGGUGGCUGGAACGUGGUGGUGAGAGGAGGACGUAUUGGGGAGGUUUACUGCCUGGUGUUCAGCAUUGCGCCUGCAGUCUGGCGGAGAACUGCAUCGACAUGAACUUCUUCUGCAAUUGCGAUGCUGACCGAGAAUCAUGGGAAAACGAUACCGGGCUCCUGUCCUAUAAGGACGACUUACCAGUGAGCGGAGUAGUAAUAGGAGAUACAAACCGAGUGAGAUCUGAGGCAGUCUUCAGUGUUGGACCCCUGCAAUGCUCUGGUGACAAGUCUCUUUGGAACGCGGCGUCUUUUUACGACGAGGCAUCGUACCUGCUCUUCCCCGCCUCUCAAAUGGAGCUCUCCUUCGACAUCUCCUUCUACUUCAAGACUGGCUCGCCCUCGGGAGUCUUUGUUGAAAAUGUGGGCUCGCGAGACUUCAUCAGAGUAGAGCUGAGCUCUCCUUCAGUCGCUACCUUCUCGUUCGACGCCGGGUACGGGCCGACUGUGCUAAACGUUAAAUCUCCGGUGCCGCUGAACGACCGCCAGUGGCACUGGGUCCGAGCUGAGAGGAAUGUAAAGGAGGCGUCGCUGCAGGUGGACCAGCUGCCUCUGCGCUUCCUGGAGCCUCCAGCACACACACAUAUACGCCUGCAACUCAACAACCAGCUCUUCGUGGGAGGAACAGCCUCCAGACAGAGAGGCUUUCUGGGAUGCAUGCGAGCGCUUAAUGUAAAUGGCGUGACCUUUGACCUGGAUGAGCGAGCCAAGGCGACCCCGGGUGUGAGCUCGGGCUGUGCGGGUCACUGCAGCAGCUCUGCGGGUGUCUGUCACAACCGGGGCCGGUGCGUGGAGAAGAGCACCGGCUAUGUGUGUGACUGCACACACUCCGCAUACGGAGGGCCCUCAUGCAAGGAAGAGGUGUCUGUUUCCUUCGAGAGGGGUUCCUCGGUGACGUACACAUUCCAAGAGCCUUUCUCCGUCAUACAGAACAGGACGGCCCAGGUUUCCUCCUCGUCCUCCGCAUACAGCAAGUCCAGAGACAACAUGGCGCUUAGCUUCCUCACCACACAGAGUCCUGCUAUGCUCCUCACCGUCAACACCUUCACCCAGCAGUACGUAGCGGUUAUCCUCGCUCGCAAUGGGAGUCUGCAGAUUUGGUAUCAGCUUCAUAAGGAGCGAAGGCCCAGUGUGUUCAGCCCUGUGCUCACUAGUCUGGCAGAUGGGAAGCUUCACCGACUCCGACUUCACAGAGAAGGAAAAGAUGUCUAUGUGCAGGUUGAUCAAGACAAUAAAAAAUACACCCUCUCACAGGACACUGACUUUAACUCGAUGAGAUCACUAACCCUAGGAAAAAUUACAGCAGGAACUGAUGCACUGGACGAGGAAGUAGCGCAAGCAGGAUCCAGAGGUUUCAUCGGCUGCUUUUCAUCUGUUCAGUACAAUCACGUAGCUCCACUAAAGGCAGCGCUGCUGAACCGCGGGAGCUCUUUGGUCAGCAUACGAGGCCAUUUGCUCGAGUCUAAUUGUGGAGCGCUGGCAGAUUUAUCAACCUCUAAAUCCCGUCUAGACCAUGUGGAAGAGGUGGGGACAGACAACAAGCAUCACAAAGAAGACCCCCAAAGAGAUUCAGCGGUAAUUGGAGGCGUGGUCACAGCUGUGGUGUUUGUAACGCUGUGCUUGCUGGCUGUGAUGGCACGCUUCCUAUACCAACACCGGCAGAUCCGGAGGACCACCAGCAUCCAGGAGAAGGAGCACAGGCGCAGCCUUGAAGCUGCCUACAGGGCAGAACUUCACCUGAACCAGUCUAUAAGGGACAGUAUGAAGGAGUACUACAUCUGACGGACAUUAAAAGCCUUGUAGCCGCCGAUCGUCCCUCCUCAAGUUUAGUCCUUCUGCACGCUUGUGGUGUGGACCUUACCUAGCACGAGCUGCGUGGAGAAGAUCCUUCACUAAUGGAGCUUUGGAGACUGUAGGGAUCUUUGGAUCUAGGUAGGUAGUAGCUAGUAGAUGCCCAACCUGUUGGCCCGGAGUAGCGGGUCUGGGUUGUGCUGUCUGGUUAUGGUGUUAUCAGGAAAGUCCCUGCAUUUCUUGGACAAUAUUUCUUUGAGGAAACCCUAAAAAAGAAGCAGUAUCUGGCUAUUUUUUGAGACUUUUGGACAUAAAGUGUAAUGCUAUUAUCCACAAUCUUGCCACCCCUCUCCCUCCCCCUCCCCAAGACCUACAAGGCCUACUGCAAGAGUAUGGUUGGAAAUUCUAUUUAUUCAUUCUUCAUUGCACUUCUUCAUUUGUUUUCCUGAAAAUUAUUAUUUGAUCGUGUCCAUUAAGACUUUAAUGUAGAGAAGGCUAAAUAUUAUCCAUGAAUGUAGGCAGAGAUCAAGAAUGUUUUCAGAGUUUUACAUUUGUGUAGAACAGGAGUGUCAGACUCAGGUCCUGGAGGGACGUCUAGAACCGGAGUGUGACAGCCCUGGAAGAUGGGUCCAAAACUUUUACCCAUUAUGUUGGUAAAAUGUAAAUUUGAAUAUAAGGUAAUGUGAAUCAUGAUGUCUCCGUAAAACUAUUAUAUUUAAAAAAAAACAAACAAAAAAAAAAAAAAACACAACUUUGUCAAUGUUAUGGUGUGAAAUGUCAUGCCAUCUUUCCAAUGACUGAAACUUGAAAUGGCAUUUUCUCUAUAUAGUCAAAGUCUAGUCAUUUGGAAACCUUCCCGCAUGUUAAAGUUAAGGUUGGUGUUCUCACAGUAACUGAGCGGAUUGACAACCAACAGUUUGGCAAAACUUAGGUCAUUAAACUCAACCAACUCGACAAACGACUCUGACACUACCAGCCUUUAAAUAAUACCUCAUCAUCCUUGGUUUUAAAUUGUAUAACCAUUAUUCUGUCUUCUUAAAACAGUGUUUCAGUAAAUGUAUGCCUUUUUCUACAUUUUUAGCUUUUAUUUCAAACCAAAUGCUUACCGUGAAAAGCAGAACACCUGUCAGAGUUAGUAGUCAGAAACAAUAGUACUGUAGUCAGAAAUGAAAACGGUUGAAGCACAGAAGUCGGGUGCUGCUAAGCAGCGCUUUAACUGGUGUGACAUGCUUACAUUUAUUCACAUGAUCUCUUCACAAAACGAUUCAUCUAUUCCUGUUCCACUCUUUUAUCAUCACUUUGUUUUUCCUUUUUUUUUUUUAAAUGAAAGUGUCCUUUAAUAUGUUACUCCCUCUAUUUUCUACCUACCCAAUAUGGAUUAUUUUAGAUGGCCUGUUUUGUAUAAUUGUACAGCUAUACUGUAAAUAAAUAUAUGUUUAAUAAAAAAACAU